This is a messenger RNA of Oryzias melastigma (Indian medaka), 1075 nucleotides long. RefSeq names its product caspase recruitment domain-containing protein 19. The coding region runs from base 385 to 972 and encodes 195 amino acids. NCBI's taxonomy places the organism in Eukaryota, Metazoa, Chordata, Actinopteri, Beloniformes, Adrianichthyidae. Gene Ontology annotation, cellular component: mitochondrion. The record is from RefSeq and is a predicted model, not a curated record. The transcript is spliced from 6 exons.
CUGACCCUCCUUUAAAAAAAAUUAAAGAAACAGAUCUCAAAUUAUAUCUAGCCUCUAUUGAAAAAUGUGAAAUAUGUAACAAAAACUAUUAGACUGUUGAAACUUUUUGGAUUUGUUGCUUCUGAUUGAGCAGAUGCCGCACUUUUUUUUCUUUUAUUGACUGUGUUCUAUAUUGAUCAUUAUUUUUUUCUGCUUUUGAAAUGUCUUUAGUAUUGCACUUAAUAUUGUACUGAUAUUGUUCGAAUUUAAAAAAAAGCAGUAAGUCGCGUGGCGACGGUGAAAGUUCGCGCAAGCGCAUGAAAUGUAUGGCAAGCGAAAAGGCUCAUUAAUUGAAACGGAGCUGUGGCCGCGAGGAGUUUUCGAACAGUCUGCUCUCUAUUUGUUAUGGUGCGUUUGAAAAUCAUGGAUGCUGAACGCUACGAUGAGCAGCUCCAGAAAGAUGCACCGUUCCUGUGCUCUGAUCAGAGGAUGGAUGCAGAGCUGGUCGACAGGCUGGUGCUGCAGCUCAACAGAGUCUACCCUCAGAUACUCAGUGACAAGGAAGCCUGCAAGUUUAGGAGCCUGAGCGUUCCUGCUAAAGAACAACUACAUGGACUGCUGAAGCACCUUCAUGGAAAAGGUGAAGAGUCUUGUCUUGAAUUCUACCAAGCUCUUCACAUCCACGCAGAGGACAUCUACCGUAACCUCCCGACCAGAACCCGUCAAAGAGAAAUGGCUGAUUCAAACUGGAGCAACAGUCUGGCUCCCCCACCGGAGAGUUAUGCGCUGAAUGAUAAAGGACCAGCUUUCUUUUUGAGCUGCUUUAGUUUUGUGGCUGGCCUUGCAAUUCUUUAUUAUUACGGAGAGGUAAAGACAUUGAGGGGUUCUGGAGCAUUUCUGCAGUGCUCUGCAGCUGGAUUCAGUAAAAACGCAAAAGAUGUUUUUAUUUUCUAUACAGAAGAUGGACACAAAAAAAUAAUGAAGCUUCUUUAGAUUCUAGCGACGAACAAACCAUAAAACUUGCAUUGUUGCUUUGCCAAACCAAUUUAAUGCUACGCCAGCGUUGGGUUUAUUAAUAAAAUUGUUUUAUAUAUUU